GCUGGACGUGACUAAGAAAGACUUGAGUAUGGUGGACAGUGCCUUGACUACGUGGGAUAUCAAAUGACUUAUUUUCAUGAAGCUACUUAUCUCUUCAAGCAAGAGGAUGGGCAGCUGAAGUUACCAGUUUUAUCACAGGAGAUACGUCCAGCGUACCAGUCACUUUGUAAGCUGUACUCCUCCAAGUCGUUUCGUCGAAAUGAAGUGGGCUCAGUCCGUCAUCGUUACUUUACGUACAAUUCGUACGUUAUCUACCAUAGUUACGUGCCAUGCAAGGCAUAGGCGAAUGCUCGUUAGGUUUGCUGGACUCGGAUUAGGAGCUGCUACGUUAACGACCGUUGCUGCAGCAAGUGGCAAUACGAAUGCGGACGUGCUCACUCCAUUUCUUGAUGUUUCCUCCUUCAUGGCGGAACCAGUUACCCCACUUUCAACACUUGUUAAAGAUAAAGAUGACAUGAAAGUUAAGAUGGAAAUGCUCAUCAUGAAGAUUCAGGCAGAUUUUUGCCGUGCGCUUGAAAAUGAGGAAGAUCCUUCAAACAGAUUUAUCGUUGAUCGAUGGACGCGUGCAGAAGGAGGAGGUGGAGUUACUUGUGUUAUUCAAAAUGGCAAGACCUUCGAAAAAGCUGGUGUCAAUGUAUCGGUAGUGCAUGGUAUUCUCCCUGUUGAUGCUGUGCGCCAGAUGAAAGCUCGCGGAAAAGAAUUAAUUGGUAAAGAGUUGCCAUUCUUCGCGGCCGGUAUUAGUUCAGUAAUUCACCCAAGUAAUCCUCAUGUGCCUACUGUCCACUUCAACUAUCGCUAUUUUGAGGUCACCCAAGAAAAUGGAGAAAAGAUGUGGUGGUUCGGUGGUGGUACAGACCUUACUCCGUAUUAUUUAGUUGAGGAAGAUGUACAGCAUUUCCAUUCGACACUGAAAAAGGCGUGUGAUCUGCAUGACGCUGGCUAUUAUCCAAAAUUCAAAAAGUGGUGUGACGAGUACUUUUUGGUCAGUCAUCGUAACGAGUCUCGAGGAGUGGGUGGUAUAUUCUUCGACGAUUUUGAGAUGCAUUCGCAGGAAGAUUGUUUCAAUUUUAUUAAGUCAUGCGCCGAGUCCGUGAUACCGUCAUACGUUCCGUUGGUAAAAAAACACAGAAACGACCCUUAUACUGGCGCCGAGCGUGACUGGCAACUUUUGCGACGAGGACGAUAUGUGGAAUUCAAUUUAGUCUACGAUCGUGGGACAAAGUUUGGACUUUAUACUCCGGGCGCUCGUAUAGAGAGUAUUCUGAUGUCUCUUCCAGUUUAUGCCAAAUGGGAAUACAUGCAUUCUCCCUCUGAUGGAACCCCAGAAGCCAAACUUACGGAGAUAUUAAAAAACCCUAAAGAAUGGAUCUGAUUGCUGGAAAACCACAUUCACUUAGUCAUAAAUGUGCAACUUUCUGUGUAACUUCCCCAGCACUAUUUCUAUAUAUUUUAACAUAGAUUGGAAACAAUAAACGGGUAAGAAAGGUC
Messenger RNA from Daphnia carinata, 1488 nucleotides. RefSeq names its product oxygen-dependent coproporphyrinogen-III oxidase-like (gene Coprox). The record is from RefSeq and is a predicted model, not a curated record. The transcript has 7 exons. Gene Ontology annotation, cellular component: mitochondrial intermembrane space; cytoplasm. The coding region runs from base 200 to 1372 and encodes 390 amino acids. Lineage: Eukaryota; Metazoa; Arthropoda; Branchiopoda; Diplostraca; Daphniidae. Gene Ontology annotation, molecular function: coproporphyrinogen oxidase activity.